Messenger RNA from Aspergillus affinis, 1416 nucleotides. Its product is annotated as Zn(2+) transporter ZRT3. NCBI's taxonomy places the organism in Eukaryota, Fungi, Ascomycota, Eurotiomycetes, Eurotiales, Aspergillaceae. The transcript is spliced from 3 exons. Gene Ontology annotation, molecular function: zinc ion transmembrane transporter activity. Gene Ontology annotation, cellular component: membrane. Gene Ontology annotation, biological process: zinc ion transmembrane transport. The coding region runs from base 1 to 1416 and encodes 471 amino acids. The record is from RefSeq and is a predicted model, not a curated record.
AUGGCUGCCAGCAAUGAUCUCCGGGGCUGGGUUAUGAGCGCCGUCUCCGGUGUUGCUUGCGUUCUAGGUUCCUCCGUCAUAUGUAUCGAUGUAAUUCUCCGCCAGUUCUCUCACCGCAAGAACUUCCAGAUCGUUAAUCACAAUGGCUUCUUAUCGGCUUCACUGGGUCUCAGUGCCGGCGUCAUGCUCUUUACCUCUCUUUAUAGCAUGCUUCCCACCUCCCUCAAAUACCUGACUCGUGCCGGACUAGCCCCCUCGCCCGCAGCAUAUACCUUGAUUGGUCUUUUCCUGGCCGGUGUCAUAGUCAUCCGGUUUCUUUCGGCAUUUCUCCAUCAUCAUAUUCCCUCCCACGUUGUGGAUUGUGCCCACUCCCACGAGCCGCACCCCGCUUCCGAUCUCGAACAUGGUCACCAUGACCACCACGACCACCACGACGGUGACUCACAUCCUUCGGGGACAACUGAGGGGUCAACGGAACGUACACCUCUGCUAACUAGACCGCUCGGUCGCUCCGAGGAAGAAGCCGAGAGAACCGUGUUCCGCGAAUCGUGGCGCGGCCGGCUGGUACGGCGCGUAAGUCGCCUGGUGGGUGGUGUCAAGCCACAAUGCGAUGAGUAUGGCCCAUGCUAUGGGAUUUCGCAGGCUUGUGGCCAUGAAUGCUCAAAAACUCUUGUUGGUCCGGGCGACGAGGGCCUCCGCCCCGCUAUUCCGCGCUCCGUCUCCGUUCCCGUGCAGCAAGAUGCGGAACGAUUCGUUUUUGCAGCCACCGAUCUACCGGUCUCGCAGCAGAUCCCAAAACAGAAGACCAACACGGCUUCGUCGUCUUCUUCGCAUACCGGGUUUCCCGAAGCUGACGCGGACGCGGAGGACGCCGUCAAGUCGUUGCCUGCCGGAAGCGGUCAGCACCAUCACCACGUGCCCCAGAACGCAUUCCUUUCCAUCGGUCUCCAGACGUCGGUGGCCAUUGCCUUGCAUAAAUUACCCGAGGGCUUUAUCACGUAUGCCACCAACCAUGCCAGUCCCUCCCUUGGUCUCACGGUCUUUCUUGCCCUCUUCAUCCAUAACAUUAGCGAGGGGUUUGCCAUGGCUUUGCCGCUCUACCUUGCUCUUCACUCGCGGGGUAAGGCCAUGUUUUGGUCUAGUCUUCUCGGCGGCAUAAGUCAGCCAGCCGGCGCCGCGCUCGCCGCGCUUUGGAUUUGGGGUGCUAGUCAUACCGGCGGGCCCGGGGAGGACGGCUCCGGUCCAUCCUGGGGAGUAUACGGAGGCAUGUUUGCCGCGACGGCCGGCGUCAUGACCUCGGUAGCCUUGCAAUUAUUCAGCGAAGGUCUCGCGUUGACUCAUCGUCGCGAAAUGUGCAUCGGAUUUGCCAUCGGUGGAAUGGGCCUCAUGGGCCUCAGUUUUGCCUUGACCGCAUAG